AUGGACGGAGGACACAGAGCCACAGUGUCCUGGGAGAAUGGCACCCUGGCUCCAGUGGAGCAUCUCCGCUCAGAGAGGGCAGACAGCCCCCUGCCAGGCCUGGUGGAGGGGACUGAGCCAGGUGCAGGUCAGAAAAGUGCCAUGUUCCUCCACUCUCAGUCCUUUGAGGACCUGACAGCCGAGAUGGAGCAGGAGGCACAACGACAGGCAGAGGACAGCUGUGAGGAGCUGAAGCCUCUGGUCGUGGAGGAAGGCUCCCAGCUGAACACUGCCCUGCCUCGGGACACUCACAGUAAAGAGGAGGACGUGAGCAGCGAGGCCUGGAGGAGCCACCGCAAACAUGUGUUUGUGCUCAGUGAGGCUGGGAAGCCCAUCUACACUCGCUACGGGACAGAGGAGGCCCUGUCCAGCACCAUGGGGGUCAUGAUGGCCCUGGUCUCUUUUGUGGAAGCUGACAACAACAUAAUCCGCUCCAUUCACACAGACGGCUGUAAGGUGGUCUUCCUCACCAAGAGCCCGCUGGUCCUGGUGGGCGUGUCUCGCAGCUGUCAAUCAGACAAAGAGCUUCUGCGUGAACUGCACUACAUCUACUAUCAGAUCGUCAGCCUGCUCACACUCACGCAACUCAACCACAUCUUUCAACACAAGCAAAACUACGACCUCCGCCGCCUGCUCUCCGGUUCCGAGUACCUCACGGACAACCUCCUCCUCCGUCUGGACCGUGACCCUGGCCUGCUCCUCAGCGCGGUCACCUGUCUCCCUUUGCCCAGCUCCUCCAGAGAUGUCGUCUCCUCGACUCUGCAAGCGGCCAAAUCCAAAAACCUGGUCUUCAGUAUUCUGCUGGCCGGAGAUCGUCUCGUCACUAUGGUGAGGAAGAAAGAUCAGUUUUUGCACCACAUAGACUUGCACUUGGUUUUCAAUCUCGUCGGCUCGUCUUCGUCGUUCCGAGAGGGCGAAGGCUGGACUCCCAUUUGUUUGCCCAAGUUCAACACGGCAGGCUUUUUCCACGCGCACAUUUCGUAUCUUGAACCAGGGUCGCAGCUCUGCCUGAUCUUGGUCUCGACGGACAGGGAGGACUUCUUCAACCUGUCAGACUGCAAGAAGCGUUUUCUGGAAAGGCUGAGCAAGCGCAGCGCGUAUCAGGCGAUGAAAGAGGCGCUCAGAAGUCCUGCUUACUCCGUGGAGCAGGUGGGGAUCCCAGAGCUGCGACACUUCCUGUAUAAGUCCAAAAGUUCAGGGCUUUAUACCAGUCCGGAGUUGCCGCUCUUAUAUCGAUCUGAAGACCAGCAAGAGCGAGUCAUGGCCUUGUACCAGGACCUCCACAGUCGGCUGCACCAUCCCACCAGACCACUGCGCUCCUGCUACUGCUGCAGGGAAACAGAGAACCUCUUGGCCUGGGUGACGAGUGGCUUUGAACUUUAUAUUUGCUUCACUCCACUGGCGACGAAGGCAGUGGCUGUUUCUGCUGUCAACAAACUGCUAAAGUGGAUCCGCAAAGAGGAGGACCGCUUGUUCAUCCUGAUCUUUACUCCGCGGUCUGUGUUUGUGUUUCUGCUGAGCACCGAUGACGUGCGUGUGACUGCUGGAGACACCCUCAGCAUUUGGAAGGAAACAACAGCAUUGGUGAGAUCACAUCCCUCUUCUACAUCACAGGCAUAUGCUGCGGUGCUGACCAUGUCCCUCUCCAGGCGGCAGGGCUGGAGGCCUCAUAACUUCUCAGUAGUGUACACAAUGCCCUUCUUCCAGGCCAAGGGCCACAUCCAGAACAUCGUGAACAACUCUCUGUACCAGGAGGUAUAUGUGGCCUCUCAAAAUGUGAUCGAGGCGGUGAACAGGAGCCUGGAGAAGGUGUGGCAGCUUCACACCGGGCCAGUGGGUAGCUCCAAUUGUCAGAUUUGCACUCUGUGUGACAUAGACAAGGAUCCUCACUUUCUGGAGGAUACGAACAAUCAGGUUCUACUUCUAGACACUCUGUUUAUGUAUUUAUAUUCCUGUGGAAGCUCUCAGUAUGGAGUUUGUUACUUCCACCAACUGAACUCAAAUGGAGAAGCCCCUUCUCUUUCAAAGUGUCUUUUUGGGAAAGAGUCCAACUCUGCUGCGUACUGCCCCGACUGUGUGGCCAGUCCUCUGGGCACCAAAGUGACCAUGGUGGAGGAGGGUCAGACAGUGUACUUCUUUGUUGCUGCUUCAGUCAAUGACAGUGUGACCCAGCGUUAUGGGAGGAAGUCCAUCUCGGUGCGCCGACCUCUGGCUACAGAAGAUGGCUUCUACAGUGAUGUCCGCAGCCUGACUGUGCUGCCGGCUCUGCGGAGGACGUACCACAUUGAGUACGUCUACAGCUUCUUCACUCAGGAGUUUGUCUACUUCUUAUCUGUGCAGAGAGAGAGCCCAAAACAGGACUCCUCUCCUUUUCAAACCCGUUUGGGCCGACUUCCUCGAAAUGAGUGGGAGAUGAAGAGAUACAGAGAGAUCAUUCUGGAGUGUCGCUUUGAGCCCAAGCGCCGGCGCAGAAACGUGGCCAGUGAGCCGUACAAAGAUGUGGUGUACAACGUGGUGCAGGCCGCACACUUUGGGCGUGCGGGCCGUGAGCUGGCCGAGGAGCUGGGGGCCGAGGAGCAGGACGACAUACUGUACGGAGUGUUUGCUGUUACUGAUGACAACGGGGAGACUGAGCACGACUCGGCCCUAUGCGCCUUCCCCAUGGACAACGUCAACAAGGCCAUUAGUGACGGCGUGGACGACUGCUGCGAGUCUGGCCCCGAGCAGCUGUCCAGGGGCCUGUGCCACUUCCAGCCCUGUGAGAGCUGUCCACAUGAGAGCAUGGAGAACAAUGCCACAUGCAGAGACUAUCCCACUAUGGUGUCCAAGCCGUACUACAGAGUGGACCUGUUCAACAGGCAGAUGACCGACGUCCUGCUCACGUCACUACUGGUCACCACCAUCGAGAACAAGACUGUGGCCCACAUCGGCACUUCCACUGGCCGGCUGCUGCAGCUCGUUCUGACCCGAUCCAGCCCCAUUAUAUUUGCAAACUAUUCUUUGGUGGAGAACCAGAGAGUGUCUUCCAUCGCUGCUGUGUACUCUGCGGAAUAUCUGUUGUUCGUGGUCGGAGACAAGAUGUUCCAGGUCCCUCAGAGAGGACCAGGCUGUCUGCACUUCCUCACUUGUGCCAUGUGCCUGACCGCUCCUAAGUUCAUGGGAUGUGGUUGGUGCUCUGGGGUCUGCUCAUGGGAAAGUGAGUGCCACAGUCGCUGGAGGAAUGAGUCUUGUCCUCCUGGGAUUUCUGGGUUCUUUCCCCGGACUGCGCCCCCUGAUGGACAGACUGAGGUAACAGUUUGUGGUUGGGAGUUCCAGUCACCUCUGAAACCAGCGAUCAGCUCCAGGACGCACCAUGUACGGCUGGGACACAACCCUUGCAACGUAAUGCCACUCAAAAGCAACAACACGCACCUGGUGUGUAAGAUCCGCUCUGGAGCCACAGAGUUUUCGAGACCCGUCAACAUCACCAUCGAGGUGCAUGAAGGCAAAGUGGAGGGUCGCUAUUCGAUAGAUGGGAAAGCGGAGAUCCCAGGAUUCAUUUUUGUGAUUCCAAACAUCAGUGAAAUCCAGCCUAACUAUGGGCCUCUGGUGGGUGGGACGCUGGUCACCAUCACUGGGCCGCACCUGGAUGCUGGAAAAACAAGAAGGGUCACUCUCAAUGAUGUGCACUGUCCAAUAGAAAGGGUUACAAUACUCAGGGGCAACAUGUCCUCCAUCAUCUGCCUCUCUCAGCCCAUGUCAGAAGUGCGGGACGUCCCACUGAGUGUUUUCAUUGACAAGUCUCCAGUCCUCACCAACAAAGUUUUCUACUACAAAGAAAACCCCAGGAUCACCUCCGUCCUGCCCGACUGCAGCUUCGACAGGGGUUCUAAGAUUGUUAUCGAAGGAGAAAACCUCGAUUCUGUGUACCGUACAACUGUCCGCUUCAAGCCCAAUGAGAGCCACCUCAAACCAGUCACAAGAGAGUGCACCGGAAAAUCCUCUGCAAACCGGCUGGAGUGUGUCACCCCUGUGUUUCCCCGCGAUGAGACCGAAGAAGGAGAGCUGUCUUUUGACAUGGACGGAGCUCUGCAACUGUGGAACCGGGAAUUCUCCUACCACCCUUACGGAGAGCCCAUCCCCUUUGAAACAGACGGACACGUGCUCAGUCUGUACCCGGGGUUUGAUGAGGUCUCACUACAUCAUCAGAAACUGAACCUGGUGAGCUCUUGUAUGACCAUCAUUAUGACCGUAGCAGGGGUGGACUGUGACGCUAAAGUCUUGGACAAUGAGAUCACCUGCAGGAUUCCUAAAAAUAUGACUAUUCCCAGUGAAGGGCUGCCUGUUAAGAUCUCCAUUAAUGGACAGGUGCAUAAUGUGGGCUCAGUGGUGAGGGUCAGUAACCACUACAUGGUGGGCAUUGUCCUGGGGAUCCUGUUUGCCCUGGUCGCUGGAGCGGCUCUUGCCUUUGCUGUCAUGAAACAUCGGAGGAAGAAAAAAAAAGCUCUGAUGGCGGAGCGCCGCUUGUCAAACCGCUCUGGCUCCAACACCAUGGAGCUCACACCUGUGGGAGACUACAGACGAGUGGCGUCCAGGGGCCCUCCCACUCCCCUAGUGGGGUCAGUGGGACGUGUGGUGUUCCCGGGCCUGGCCUAUGGAACAGGCAGCAUAGACCCCUCACUCAGCCCACUCAUGCCUGCAGAGAAAAUAUCCAUCUCCAGCUUCCGCCCAGAAUUACUAGAGGAAGUGAAGGAUGUGCUCAUACCGGCUGAGUUACUUAUUGUGCAUUACCAUAGGAUCAUUGGCAAAGGACACUUUGGAACUGUGUACCACGGCUACUUCACAGACCAGAACAACAGGGAGAGCCACUGUGCUGUGAAGUCUUUGAAUAGGAUAACAGAUGUGGAGGAAGUGGAACAGUUUCUCAAAGAGGGCAUAAUAAUGAAGGCUUUCCACCACACAAACGUGCUGUCUCUGCUGGGCAUCCUCUUACCUCAGGAAGGGCUCCCCCUGGUGGUGCUGCCGUAUAUGAAACACGGAGACCUGCGUCACUUCAUCCGCUGUGACAAGAGGAACCCCACUGUGAAGGAUCUGAUUGGCUUUGGCCUGCAGGUUGCCAAAGGAAUGGAAUAUUUGGCUCAAAAGAAGUUUGUGCACCGAGACCUGGCAGCUCGUAACUGCAUGUUAGAUGAGUCAUACACUGUGAAGGUGGCCGACUUCGGAAUGGCCAGGGACGUGUUCGACAAGGAGUACUACAGCGUCCAGGACCACAGGAAAGCCAAGUUGCCGGUCAAGUGGAUGGCCAUCGAGAGCCUUCAAACGCAGAAAUUUACCUCUAAAUCAGAUGUAUGGUCUUUUGGUAUUCUCAUGUGGGAGAUGCUGACCAGAGGAGCCAGCCCAUACCCAGAAGUCGACCCUUAUGAUGUGACCAACUAUUUGAUGAAAGGCAGGAGGCUUCCACAGCCGCAGUAUUGUCCAGACCCUCUGUACUGCAUAAUGCUGCAGUGUUGGGAUCCAGAGCCAGACCUCAGGCCCAGCUUCAGCACUCUGGUGUCCGCUGUGUCCAACAUCCUGUACAGCCUGGAGGGAGAGCACUACAUCAGCCUGAACAUCACAUACGUGAACCUGGACCAGCCUCGGCCCUACCCUGCCCUCACUGAGUCUGCAGACGAGUGCGGCUCGUCGGACAUGGAGGACUCUGGGUCAUCCUCCUGA
Knipowitschia caucasica is the source of this 5733-nucleotide messenger RNA. The record is from the annotation of a GenBank genome assembly. NCBI's taxonomy places the organism in Eukaryota, Metazoa, Chordata, Actinopteri, Gobiiformes, Gobiidae.